Molecule: messenger RNA, 1206 nt
Organism: Micromonas commoda
Lineage: Eukaryota; Viridiplantae; Chlorophyta; Mamiellophyceae; Mamiellales; Mamiellaceae
Exons: 2
Coding region: 44-1150 (368 amino acids)
Biological process (GO): L-histidine biosynthetic process
Cellular component (GO): cytoplasm
Molecular function (GO): magnesium ion binding; ATP phosphoribosyltransferase activity
Source: RefSeq, a predicted model, not a curated record
AGCGACUGAUAUUCGCCCCCCCCUUGACCGGCAUCCUCGCAUCAUGGCGACCGUCCUCGCGCGUUGCGCGUUUCCCAUCAGGCGCUCCGAGCCCCCUGCGCGCCGUAUGCGCCGCUCCACGGUGUUUUCCAGGGCGAUGUACGCCCCUGGCAACAUGGGCAACGAGUCCGCGGCUCCCACAUCAGACACCGACGCGUGGAAUCCCAUCGUCGAUCCCCUCGGCUCGGAUUUCACAUCCAACGCGGUGCCCGCCGUGAUGAAGGGCAAGGAUCCGCAGUGCGUGCGCUUCGGCUUUCCCAAGGGAUCGCUUCAGAAGUCCACCGAGGAGUUGUUCGCCCGCGCGGGUCUGCCCGUGAAGGUGAAGGAUCGGAACUACUUCCCCACCGUCGAGGACGACGGCCUCAGCCUCGUCCUCUUCCGAUCGCAGGAGAUUCCUCGCUACGUCGCGGACGGCGUACUCGACGCCGGCAUCUGCGGGCGCGAUUGGAUCGUGGAGAACGGCUCCGACGUCGUCGAGGUUGCCGAGCUUAAGUACUCCAAGGCGACGUCCAACCCCGCGCGAUGGGUCGUGGCGGUCCCCGAGGACUCGCCCGUGGAAACCGCCGCGGACCUCGAGGGAACGCUCAUCGCGUCUGAACUCGUACACACGACCGAGCGCUUCUUUCUCGACAGGGGGAUCCAGGGCGUGAAGGUUGAGUACUCGUGGGGUGCGACGGAGGUGAAGGCGUCGCUCCCCGGCGUCGGCGCCAUCGUCGACAUCACCGAGACCGGCAGCUCCCUCCGCGCCAACAAGCUCCGCGAGGUUGCGACGAUUCUCGAAUCGACCACCCGCCUGAUCGCCAACAAGGACGCGUGGAAGGACCCCAUCAAGCGCGCCAGGAUCGAGGACCUCGCUCUUCUACUCCAGGGCGCCAUCGACGGCAAGAAGAAGGUCGGGCUCAAGAUGAACCUGCCCACCGCGUCGGUUCCCGAGCUCAGCGCUCAGCUCCCGAGCGAAAAGUCCCCGACGGUGUCGCCGCUUCUGGACAACGAUUACUGCGCCGUGGAGGUGGUGGUGGACGAGGGAACCGCGAAGGACCUCGUGCCGCUGGUGCGACGCAUGGGAGCCACCGGCAUCGUGACGUAUCCCAUCAACCUUUCCAUUCACUGAUGAGCCAGAGCGGCGGCGGCGACUGGAUUUUCUAAUUUUAUGACAAAAUCAUCUCA